AUGUCCCGCUCAUCAGUCCCAGCCAAGCGCUCGGCACCAGAUGCUCAGGAAGCAGCAUGGGUGGCUGACGAGGACCGGUUUGUGCUGCAGCAGACUAAGAAAAAGGCUGCCAUACGAGUGAAGGGUGGGAGGGCUUCACCAAUCGACUGGCUGGCGGUGAUACUGGCAGCAACAGAUCCGGAUCGCGACCCUUUGGACGACGAGGUCGACAUUGAUGAACUGGAUCUGCAGGAGCCGGAGAGUGUCUUCACAGCACUGCACGAAAAGGAGUUGGCAGAGCUGGAGAAGGGGAUCGAUGGGUAUUUGGCGUUGGAGAGUGCGAGGAGUAGCGUGGAGUAUUGGAGGACCAUGAAAACUACCUGCACGGAACGACGGAAGAGUCUCAAAUCUGAUAACGAAGCAUCCGCGAGGAGUGUGAGCUCCGUGGCGGGUGAUCUGGACAAGCUACUGGGACCCAAAGAUCUGGCAGGGUUGGAGAAGCUGGAGAAGCAGGUCAAGACUAAGCUGGCUAGCGAUGAACCGAUCGACGCCGAUUACUGGGAGCAUCUGCUGAAGACACUCUUGACGUACAAGGCCAAGGCGAAGCUGAAGCACGUGACGGAUAGCAUCGUGCGUUUGCGACUGGAAGCACUGCGGAAGGAACAGAGGGAGGUGGCAGAGGCGAGGAAGGAGCAGUCGGACGCCGCCACCGAAGAAGAGCAAGAUCGUCUGGAUCUGCUAUCGGACGCAGGUUUUCUCAAACGGGUCAAGAGCGAACGCGAACAAGUGCUCAAGCAGGGUUUCAUCCCCGGCCGCAAAAGCCUCAUCAACGCCACCACAUCCGACGAACCUUCUGCUAAGCGCCAAAGAAUAUCAGCAACCAGCAGUCCCAUCCCAUCCACCACCAUCACCACCAUCACCUCCAUUAGUAACUCCGCCCAAGCAGCCUUCGACGCCGACCUCUCCAAAACCCUGCUCCCCAACGAAGAACUCCUCACCCCCUGCACCAACCUAGUGACGAAAGGUCUCUCCACCUGGUCCGCCACCCACCCCCCACGCCAACCCCGCUACUUUGCCCGCCGCAUCACCGGCUACGAAUGGAACAAAUACAACCAAACCCACUACGACGCCGAUAACCCUCCGCCGAAAGUCGUCCAAGGCUAUAAAUUCAAUAUUCUUUACCCGGACUUAAUCCCAGACGCGCAGGGAGUGGUGAAGGCGCCGACAUAUCGGAUUGAGAGGGAGGGGGGCCGGAGGAGGGGGGAGGUGGACGUAGGGAAGGCGGCUGGGGAGGAGGAGAUGUGCUUGGUGAGGUUUUUGGCCGGGGCGCCGUAUGAGGAUUUGGGGUUUUGGGUCGUGGAUAAGGAGUGGGACUUCAGUGCGAAGCGGGAACGGGGGUUUAGGAGUAGGUUUGAGAAGGGGGUGUUGCAGUUGCAUUUUCAGUUUAAGAAGAUAUAUUACAGGAAGUGA
Molecule: messenger RNA, 1449 nt
Organism: Recurvomyces mirabilis
Lineage: Eukaryota; Fungi; Ascomycota; Dothideomycetes; Mycosphaerellales; Teratosphaeriaceae
Exons: 3
Coding region: 1-1449 (482 amino acids)
Biological process (GO): mRNA cis splicing, via spliceosome
Cellular component (GO): spliceosomal complex; cytoplasm
Molecular function (GO): protein binding
Source: RefSeq, a predicted model, not a curated record